This is a messenger RNA of Brassica oleracea var. oleracea, 951 nucleotides long. RefSeq names its product two-component response regulator ARR6. The transcript is spliced from 5 exons. Bases 179 to 751 code for a protein of 190 amino acids. The record is from RefSeq and is a predicted model, not a curated record. Gene Ontology annotation, biological process: cytokinin-activated signaling pathway; phosphorelay signal transduction system. NCBI's taxonomy places the organism in Eukaryota, Viridiplantae, Streptophyta, Magnoliopsida, Brassicales, Brassicaceae.
AAGAUAUGCAAAAUCUCUCGAUUUUAUAUGUUCCCUCUUUAUUUUCUGUCAACUUUUGAAUAUAUAUACAUCUCAUAACGUCCAUUGUUUCAAACAUCAUAUUCUUCCGUAUCAUCCAACUUUGAGUAUAACAUUUUGCUCUUUCUCUCUAUUUCUCUUAAAGAUCCAAUAAUAUCACAUGGCUGAGGUUAUGCUACCGAUGAAAAUGGAGAUGGCUAACGAUCCUUCCAAGUUUACAUCACCUGAUCUUCUUCAUGUUCUCGCCGUCGACGACAGUCACGUUGAUCGGAAAUUCAUAGAACGCUUGCUCAAAGUCUCUUCCUGUAAAGUUACUGUUGUUGAUAGUGCGACAAGAGCUCUGCAAUACCUUGGACUAGACGUAAACGAGAAACCCAUCGGUUGUAAGGAUUUGAAAGUUAAUUUGAUCAUGACGGAUUACUCUAUGCCCGGAAUGACUGGAUAUGAACUCUUGAAGAAGAUCAAAGAAUCGUCAGCUUUCAGAGAUGUGCCUGUGGUGGUUAUGUCAUCUGAGAACAUUUUGCCUCGUAUUGAUAGAUGUCUUGAAGAAGGGGCUGAAGAUUUCUUACUGAAGCCGGUAAAACUCUCGGAUGUAAGAAGAAUAAGAGAUUCUCUGAUUAAAGUUGAAGAUUUAUCUUUCACAAAGAGUAUUAACAAGAGAGAGCUAGAAACAGAGAAUGUCUACUCGUUGGACUCAUCUGUUCCCUUGCAGCUCAAACGCACAAAGAUCUGAGCUUUACCAAGCAGACUCCCAUGACAUGAUCUUUAAAAAGCUUAAUCACCUAUACAAUUUUCCACCCCCUGGUGUCUUUUUUUUUUGCCGAGUAAAAAACUCAGUGUUGACAGAGAAACAGGGCUUAUUCAUAUGACUAUGUUAGCAAUGUAAAUGGUAGAGAUAAACCACAAAACUAUUAUAUUAUUAUUCAUUAGAGA